Paramisgurnus dabryanus is the source of this 4692-nucleotide messenger RNA. RefSeq names its product toll-like receptor 2 (gene tlr2). Gene Ontology annotation, biological process: toll-like receptor signaling pathway; immune response; inflammatory response. Gene Ontology annotation, cellular component: signaling receptor complex; plasma membrane. NCBI's taxonomy places the organism in Eukaryota, Metazoa, Chordata, Actinopteri, Cypriniformes, Cobitidae. The record is from RefSeq and is a predicted model, not a curated record. Gene Ontology annotation, molecular function: triacyl lipopeptide binding; transmembrane signaling receptor activity; protein binding.
AAAAGUCAUGAUUUAGUAGGUUUUUGGCUAGGCAGUUCCUCAUAAAAUUCACAUGAUAUUUAUGUGUUUAUUCUGUUGUCUGCUAUUACUGCUGCCAAACUGCAGUUUGUCUACUGAAGGAAGAGGUACAAUAUCGUCUUCCAGGAUGGGACUCAUGCGAACAAAAGAGUACAUAAUUCUACUUUUUGUCCUAAUUUUGGUUCAAGGUUUUAAAAGCUCAAAGACACAAUGUCACAACUGCAGCAAGCAACAUUUUUGUAACUGUUCCUCAAAUCAUCUACAACGUGUCCCAGAUGUUCCUGUAAAUGUCAUGGGCCUAGACCUGUCUUUCAAUCAAAUCGAGUCGAUCUACAUGACGGAUCUCGGCUGGUAUACUGAGCUGAAGUUCCUAAAGUUAAAUAAAAACGAGCUCACGUUUAUUCACGAGGAGGCAUUCAAGUCUCAAAAGAAGUUGGAAGUUCUUGAUCUAUCUUUAAACAAGCUAGAAAAUCUAUCUUCAUGUUGGUUCCAAGAGCUAAAAUCUCUUCAACAACUGAAUGUUUUAGGAAAUCCAUACUCCACCUUGGGACCUGCACCUCUCUUUCGGUUUCUGGUAAACCUCAGGACACUGCAGUUUGGAAGUCCUUCACUAAGAAAAGUGUACAAGAAUGGCUUGGAUGAGCUCACUCGUCUGGAUGAGAUGACAGUUGUUGGAAGUAACCUGAUGUCAUAUGAGAACGGGAGCUUAAAAGCAGCCCGACCCGUUGCUUUAGUGUCCUUGAGCCUUCAAGAUCUAUUCCAGAAGGACCCAGAACUUGUUUCUAAAAUUCUUCGAGAUGUCUCCCAUUCUGAAACUGUCAUGAUUGUCAGAGAUAUCGCUCUCAUGACCAACAUUUCAGCCAGGCCCUUCAAAGAGAUCAAAGAUGGAGGGACUACAAGUUUGACAUUUCUGAAUUCCACCGCAACAGAUGAAGCUAUCACCUCUUUGUUGUUAAAUCUAGAUGGCUCCGCUUUGUCUUACCUUGGUCUUGAAGAUGCCCAUCUAAUUGGUCAGGGAUUUUGGCAAGAAGCUACAUUCACGCAUUACGAAAACUUGCGUACGGUUUACGUACGUAAUCUUGACAUCCAAGGGUUUUUUCGGUUUAGCAGCAUGAUGCAAUUGGCAUUUCUCCUACAGAAUUUUCACAAAGUAUCCACGAUUAACACCACAGUUUUCGUGAUUCCUCGAUUUACCACUUCAGAGAUGAAACAAAUUGAAUACCUGGACCUUAGCCAAAAUCUCCUGACAGACCUGACAAUUGAAGAAACUUUGUAUACUGGCAAUGGUCAAUUGCAAAACCUCAGCACACUCAACAUAAGCCAGAACUCUUUAAAAUCUUUCGGGCUUUUGUCUCGUCUCGUGGCUAACCUUACGAAACUUAUCAAUUUAGACGCAAGUCAUAACAGUUUCAUUUCUAUGCCAGAGAAAUGCAGUUGGCCGACAACUCUCAGGUUUCUGAAUCUUUCAAGUACAAAGCUUUUCAGGUUGACCCCUUGCCUGCCUUCAAGCCUAACAGUCCUGGAUCUGAGUGAAAAUGAUCUUAAAUCGUUCCACCAAAGAUUUCCUAAACUUACUACACUUAUACUGACGGGGAACAGAUUUCUGAGUCUACCACAGGGGGGAUUUUUUCCAAACCUAGAGACGUUGCUUAUACAAAGAAACGCUUUGCGGAUGUUUAACGGGAAAGCUCUUAGUAGAUUUAAAAACCUGCGUUACUUGGAGGCGGGUGACAACAAUUUUCUGUGCUCUUGCGAGUUUGUGUCUUUCUUUAAAUACAAUGUUAAAGAUCUAGUCACCUUAAGGGACGGUCGUCAAAAUUAUGUAUGCGACACUCCGUUCUCUAUCAGGGGUGAUACUCUUGACAGUGUACGAUUGUCAGUCUUCGAAUGUUACAUGAUUCCAGCUGUCUCAAUCCUUUGUGCUGGGAUUAUUUUAGUCCUCCUGAUAAUUGCUGUAAUCUGUCAUAAAUUUCACGUUAUUUGGUACCUGCAAAUGACUAAAGCAUGGAUUAAAGCAAAACAAAAGCCAGCUGUUGGUCGGUUGGCUGGAGAACUUCGCUACGAUGCUUUCGUAUCCUACAGUCAACAUGAUGCAGAGUGGGUGGAGGAGAUCCUAGUGCCGAAUCUAGAGAACGCUCAACACUCAUUUUCUCUAUGUCUGCACAAACGUGACUUCCGGCCGGGCCGCUGGAUCGUGGACAACAUCAUUGACUCGAUCGAGAAGAGCCAUAGGACUUUGUUUGUUCUGUCCGAGCACUUUGUGACAAGCGAAUGGUGCCGCUACGAACUGGACUUUUCGCAUUUUCGCAUAGUUGACGAAAGCAACGAUUCUGCGGUACUGAUACUGCUGGAGCCGAUCGAGAAAGAGUCGAUUCCCAAGCGUUUCUGCAAACUGAGGAAGAUUAUGAACUCCAGAACGUAUCUAGAGUGGCCUGAGGAUGAAGACAAGAGAUCAGAGUUCUGGAGCAAUCUGAGAGCUGCACUAAGUAGAGAUGAAUGUUACAGUCCCUGACUGUAAAGUCAGAUAUUAAAUUUGUUCGGAGUUUUUCACACCACAGAAAAAACGUGUUAUUAACCACCUGACCAAAUUUGAAUGAUGGAAAAAACGGCUAGUAAAAACAAUAUUGUCUUUAAAAAAAAGACAGGAUUCUCUGCUCUAAAGCGGUGGGGGCAUGUCCGUUGUCUGCGGUGAAACCACGCCCACUCCCAGGAAAGCUGCCAUCUCUCUCAACUUUCGAAUACCACUGAAUGCAUGCUCGUAAUUGUGUUAAGGCGGUCGCACACCAGACGCGCAGCUCAGCGUCGCACAGCGCCGCACCGUUCUAAAAAAAUCUAACACAUUGUUUUCUAUGAGUAUAUGCACACCGGCGCCGACAGGUGCCGCCUGUCCGCAGUGCCCAGCUUUGACUCAGGAAGUUGCUCAAAUCCCUGUCAUGCCACAGAACGCCACCUAGUAGUAGUUUAACAUUAAAUAACAUCAUAUUUGUCCCAAAUCAUUAACGAUUAACAAUGGCUGCUAACGUAUAUUUUGCAUUUUGAAGUAGACGCUAUCUGAUUAAGAUUGGGCUAUUUAAUGUGCACUUCCGGUGUACGAUACCCCCGAGUUGUGCUAGACGCGACUCGAUGCGGCACUACGCGACCCUGAGCUGCGCGUCCGGUGUGCGACCCCCUUUAGGGAUGAGGCCAUGCAUGGUGGCUCAAGUCAGUCUUUUUAAAAAAUAUCACCCAUUUUUUAUACAUCAUUAACACCGUGCAUACACAAGAAAUAUUAUUUAGGUAAAUCUACAACAAUUAAAUUAUUUGAUCACAUUAGACUUAGCAGUAUCACAUGCAUCUUAAAACAAUGCUUUAACAGCCAAAGAAAACUUAAAAUUAAAACACAAGAGUCAAGGGCCCAAAAAAACAAACACUGAUCACCAUAAUGUGGUUUGUUGAAAUUUCAAUCUUUUUUUCAAUAUUAAUGUAGGGUGAUAGUGAUUAAAUGGGAUGAACAUUGACAAAUCAACAAUGUUUAACAUUGUUUCAAUGGUUGCUUGCUAUCUGGGUUAAAGUUUUUGGUAUUUUUCUAUAGAAAUCUGACUCGCCUAUUUCUCCUUAUACAGUCUCCAUUUUUUGUUUCACUCAUGGAAAAAACCUUUUUGUGGUUUUGUGGAUGUUAAAGAUCUUUAUGCAACCAUACAGCUAGACAAAGGACCUUUUCACAAACCUUAAUUUGAUAUGACUAAGAGGAUUAUGUGUGAAAGUGGGCUUUACUGAUAGGAACCAAUCAGGUAGAAGGAUCCCCAGUGUAUGAACCAAUCAGAAGCAGGAGAGUCAGUCAAAUUUCAGUAUGACACUGGUUUAGGCUGAAGUGGAAUGCUUUUUGAAGAAACACAGGCCAUGUAUUUCCUAACUAAAUGGAAAAUUAUUAGAAAUUAACUUUAUAUUGAAUUCACGGUACUUUGUUGUAUUGAUUAACAUGUCUAAUAAACUAGUUGUACUACUAAAACCACUGGGAUUGUGUAGAUGCUUUAAGGUAAACACAACAAAUAUUGACAUUCCAGACCACACGUUACUGUCAGAUUGUGUGUAUUGGCGUGAGACCAAACAAUCGGCCAUCCCAUUUAAUUACAUCGCACUAUUAAAAUGAUUUGUGAAUAGAAUGCUUUUAAAGUUUUGUGUGAUUUGGGAAUAAGAUUCAAUAACAUUUAUUUUUUGAAAAUUAAUUUGUGAUCAAGUAUAAAAAUAUUAAAGGUCUCAUCUACUUUUAAAGUUCAAUUAAAGAUGAUUUCUGUUGUGUACUUCACAAUUUUGAAUUAAAGGCAAAGCAGCUUAUCAUUAUACAUUUUAGUCAAGACUAAAUAUGAAAAAAUACUGGUAUUAUUGCAAUUUUGCAUCUGUUUUUAAACCUAUAAGUUUUACAAAAAAACUUCCAUAUUUGUUUAUUCUCCAGAUAUGACACGAGAGGGAGAACUUUUGUGAUAACAGUAAGCCUAUUUUUUUGGCUUUGGCGCCAUCUAUUGGAUAUUUUUGUAUUUCUAUUUUAAAUGUGGGUUUUAUUUUCCCUACAGAGAAACUGUGAUAAAAAAUUUCACUUUAAGUAAAAUCUAUUCACAAGUUAAAUAUAAUGUAUAUAUUUUUUGCUGUGAAUUAUAUAUUGUAUAUAUACAAUAUAUUGUAUAUUGUUUUUCUGUA